AUGAGGAUGAUGAGGAUGAGGCUGAGGCUGAGGCUGAAGGCUCCGGCCGGCAGGGAGGAGCAGGCCGAGGAGGUGAAGAAGAAGAAGAAGGACGACGAGGAGGACACCAUCCCACCCGAGAUCUGGGAGCUGCUCAAGGGCGUCACCAAGAAGAGCGAGUACGAGCGCAUCGCCUUCCAGUACGGCAUCACCGACCUGCGCGGCAUGCUCAAGAUGCUCAAGAAGAUCAAGGUGGAGCCCAAGAAGAGCGAAGCCUUCAUCCGGAAGCUGGACCCCGCCUACCAGGUGGACAAGGGCAACAAGAUCCGGCUGAUGGUGGAGCUCAGCAACCCCGACCUGCCCCUCAAGUGGUACAAGAACGGGCAGCUCAUCAAGCCCAGCAACAAGUACGUGUUCGAGAACGUGGGGCUGAAGCGCAUCCUGACCAUCAACAAAUGUUCCCUGGCCGACGACGCCGCCUACGAGUGCCGGGUCAACGACGAGAAGAGCUUCACCGAGGUCUUCGUCAAAGAGCCACCGGUGACCAUCGUUCAUGGUCCUGAGGACCAGCAGGUUCUGGUGGGCGAGCGGGUGGUGCUGGAGGCCGAAGUGUCCGAGGAGGGCGCGCAGGUCAUGUGGACGAAGGACGGGGUGGAGCUGACCCGCGAGGAGACCUUCAAGUACCGCUUCAAGAAGGACGGCAAGAAGCACUUCCUGAUCCUCAACGAGGCCACCAAGGAGGACACCGGCCGCUACCGCAUCAUGACCAACGGCGGCGAGGCCGAGGCCGAGGUCAUCGUGGAAGAGAAGCAGCUGGAGGUGCUGCAGGGCAUCGCGGACCUGACGGUGCAGGCGGCCGAGCAGGCCGUGUUCAAGUGCGAGGUGUCGGACGAGAAGGUCACCGGCCGCUGGUUCAAGAACGGCGUCGAGGUCCGGCCCAGCAAACGCAUCCACAUCUCGCACACCGGCCGGAUCCACAAGCUGGUGAUCGACGACGUGCGGCCCGAGGACGAGGGCGAUUACACCUUCGUCCCCGACGGCUUCGCCCUCACGCUCUCGGCCAAGCUCAACUUCCUCGAGAUCAAGGUGGAGUACGUGCCCAAGCAAGAGCCGCCCAAGAUCCACCUGGACUGCUCGGGCCGGGACGCGGAGAACAGCCUGGUGGUGGUGGCGGGCAACAAAGUGCGGCUGGACGUGCCCAUCUCCGGAGAGCCACCACCCAGCGUCACCUGGAGCAGGGACGGACAGGAGUUCUCGGCCACCGAGGGCCGCGUCCGGCUCGAGUCCAAGCACGAGCUGAGCAGUUUCGUCAUCGAGAGCGCCGAGCGCGCCGACGAGGGACGAUACCAGAUCCGGGUCACCAACCCGGCCGGAGAGGACACGGCCACCAUCAACAUCCGCGUCGUGGACGUCCCUGACCCGCCCGAGGCCGUGCGCGUCACCCAGGUGGGCGAGGACUGGGCCGUGCUGGUCUGGGAGCCCCCCAAGUUCGACGGGGGGCAGCCGGUGACAGGUUACCUGGUGGAGAGGAAGAAGAAGGGCUCCCACCGCUGGAUGAAGCUCAACUUCGAGGUGCUGCCGGCGCUCACCUUCGAGUCCACGCGCAUGAUCGAGGGCGUGCUCUACGAGAUGAGGGUCUUCGCCGUCAACGCCAUCGGCGUCUCGGCCCCCAGCCUCAACACCCCCCCCUUCAUGCCCAUCGCCCCCACCAGCGAACCCACCCACCUGGUGCUGGAGGACGUCACCGACACCACGGCCACGCUCAAGUGGCGCCCGCCCGAGCGCCUGGGCGCCGGCGGCAUCGACGGCUACCUGGUGGAGUGGUGCCGCGAAGGGGGUGAGUGGGCACCCCAAAAUCCGGGGGGAACCCUAAAAUUUGGGGGGGAAUCCAAAAAAUUUGGGGGAAAAUCCAAAAAAUUUCCGUUACGACCAAAAAACUUGGUGGGAAUGACCCCCCCCAAGCGUUGUCGCACCCCCCCAGAGCGCCCCAAAAUCCGGCUGCCGCGGCACCUGCGGCAGACGUACGUGAGGAAGGUGGGGGAGCAGGUGAACCUGGUGAUCCCCUUCCAGGGUAAGCCCCGCCCCCAGGUCACGUGGACGAAGGAGGGCGGGCCCCUGGGCGAGGACGUGCACGUGCGCACGUCGGACCGCGACACGGUGUUCUUCAUCCGCGCCGCCGCCAGGGGGCACUCGGGGCGCUACGGGCUCAGCGUGCGCAUCGAGGGCAUGGAGGACACGGCCGAGAUGCGCCUGCGCGUCGUCGGCUCUGUUGGCAUCGAGGGCAUGGAGGACACGGCCGAGAUGCGCCUGCGCGUCGUCGCCUCUGUUGGCAUCGAGGGCAUGGAGGACACGGCCGAGAUGCGCCUGCGCGUCGUCGGCUCUGUUGGCAUCGAGGGCAUGGAGGACACGGCCGAGAUGCGCCUGCGCGUCGUUG
Molecule: messenger RNA, 2413 nt
Organism: Lonchura striata (white-rumped munia)
Lineage: Eukaryota; Metazoa; Chordata; Aves; Passeriformes; Estrildidae
Source: RefSeq, a predicted model, not a curated record